Molecule: messenger RNA, 2402 nt
Organism: Anolis carolinensis (green anole)
Lineage: Eukaryota; Metazoa; Chordata; Lepidosauria; Squamata; Anolidae
Gene: ddah2
Product: DDAH family member 2, ADMA-independent
Exons: 7
Coding region: 262-1122 (286 amino acids)
Biological process (GO): positive regulation of nitric oxide biosynthetic process; arginine metabolic process
Molecular function (GO): amino acid binding; dimethylargininase activity
Source: RefSeq, a predicted model, not a curated record
GGAGACAAUGCGAUCCCAGCCCCGCGCUGAGCUUGCCAUGGCGAAGGCGCGCCCCCCGCCCACUCCCUUUGCCGCCUCCUCCUCCUCCUCUUGGUGCUGCUGCUGGGGGUGAGCCCCUUUCCCUGGAUCCAAAAGCUCUCUCCAUCCACAUCUCCGCUUUGGGGGAGACCCUUGAACGGACCCCCGCCCCUAAAAGAAGUCCCAACCCUUCCUCUUCUGGGGCAGCAGGGACUAGUGGAUGGAAUCGCCCUGGGCGAGACCAUGGCCAACAUCUCCUCUUUUGGCAAGUACACUCAUGCGAUUGUCCGGUGCAUCCCCUCCUCAUUUGGUACAGCAGAGACUUCAGCGGAUGGGUCCGACAGUGGAGCUGAGCCGGUGGAUCUGGCAAAGGCUCACCGGCAAUACGGUGUCUACACGGGCAUCCUGCGUCAGAAGCUAGGGCUGCAAGUUAUUGAGCUGGGUGCGGAUGAGGCCCUGCCCUAUUCCACAUUGGUGGGGGAUCUGGCGGUGAUACAAGGAGACACUGCGCUGCUCACUCGGCCGUGGAUACCUUCCCGGCGAGAUGAGAUCUGCAGUGUCAAGAAAGUCUUGGAGGAGCUAAAGCUGCGUGUGGUUGAGGUUACGGAUGAGGGAGCCACUUUGGACGGGAGUGAUGUCCUUUUCACAGGUAGAGAGUUCUUUGUGGGCAUAUCCAAGUGGACUAAUCACAGAGGAGCAGAGAUGGUUGCGGAUGCUUUCAGGGAUUUUGCUGUGUCUACCGUUCCUGUCUCAGGCACAUUGCAUCUUCGCAGCUUCUGCAGCAUGGCUGGGUCUGACACGGUUGUGAUUGGCAGCAGUGAUGUGGCCAAGAAAGCCAUGAAGACCAUGGAGCAAUUAACAGACCACCACUAUGAAACGCUGACAGUGCCUGAUGACCCAGCUGCCAACUGCAUCUAUGCUCGGCUGGGCCAGAAAAGCAGUGUCCUCCUGCAUCGCAGUACAGAGGAAUACCCCAACAGUGUGCAGCCCUUCCAGAAACUUCCAGACUACACUCUCAUCCCUGCUGCAUGCACCGAGGUAGCCAAACACGGGGGGACUCUCAGUUCCUGCUCUCUUCUGAUCAACAAGAAGCUGGAGAUCUAGUGCCUCUUUGAACCCCAUGGAAAGCUGGGUCCCUGACGGUCAACCCCAUUUUCCUCCGUUCCUAUGUGCAGAGUGACAUCCCUGCGUCUCUCAGCUUCUUUGUGAGCCAAGAACACCACCCGCGCUCCCAAAUGUGCUAAUUUGGCCAGCCUUCAAUUUUGCAGAUGUUUCUUUUUCUAUUUGCAUUGGACCUUCCCUGCAGCCUUAGCCGUCUCCAUGUCCUGGCUCUGGUUGCGACUGUGAAUGACUGUCACCCUAGAAAUGUGUGAAGAAAAACCCUAGUGAGAAACCAGAGGCCAUUGCUCAUCAGUGAGCCAUAUUAGCAAGGGUUGCUGAAGUGUUAUUAAUUCAUUCAGCACCAUUAACAGUAGCAUUGCUUUUCUCUCUUUAUUUCUGAUUAUAUCUGGGGGAAUCAUUUAGGAAGGUACAAGAGGAAUGGAUAUAAUCCAUCAUGGAAUUGCAAACCCUAAAUGGUGACCAAAAUAGGUCCAUUCUUCCCACGUUUACACAGGAGAGCAGAUGAUGUUCUAGUAUUGGAGGCCUCCAAUGGUGGUCUACAACUGUUUUGGUGGGUAGGCCAAUAUUGUCUUGUUUCCCAGUUGGACAAUGCCAAUACUAUGGAUAUAGGAUUACUUGGAGACUUCUCUGUUUGUACAGCAACCAACCCUAAUGUUGGAUGCGUCUUGCUAUAUACAGAAAGAUGUCACUAGUGCAUUGUGUAUGUCUUACCCUAGGAUCUUCUGUGACUUGGUUCUAGAAGUAUUCUUAAAGCAGAACAGGCUAGAGUAACCAGUGGUGGAGAUGAUAAAAGUCCUGUGGGUCACAUAUUCCCCAUUCUCCAACUUUAACUGUCUAUCUUAUAUGGUCCCUAUGGUCUGCUACAUUCAUUUCUAUGGUGCUGCAGGUUGGAAAGGGGGAGUUCAGGUAGAUUCAUUGGCCCCCUCCUCCUUCAACCCAAACUCGAACGACUGCUUUCCCACUGCCGCCGCAACGGAUGACCUCUCUGCAUAUCUUCAGGGUCGAAGCAGCCACCGAGGAACAGCUUUGGAGGAAUACGGCACUUGUGAAGGCUGCUGCUUCCUCUCCCAAGGCACCGUGUACGUGUUUUGUGUAACUGUAGUUACUUAGAGGGCGUUUGUAGGAGUGAAAGGCGUAGAGGGAGUGCCCUCUGUUGGGGAGUAGGCGUAAUGACAGGAUGUAGGACUUGUGUAGAUCACUCACUGCCUCUUUAACCUCUUGUGAAAUUUGGAAAAUUAAAAAAAGACUGAACCAAAACAUGA